This is a messenger RNA of Bemisia tabaci, 1275 nucleotides long. The record is from RefSeq and is a predicted model, not a curated record. NCBI's taxonomy places the organism in Eukaryota, Metazoa, Arthropoda, Insecta, Hemiptera, Aleyrodidae.
CGCGUUCAGCUAUGGCGGCAAAAAGCUACUCCCUAACAGUACCACGGCGGUCGCAGCCAGCUUCGCUCCUCUCACCCUCUCCAAGUGUUUACAACUUUCGGCUCCCUUGUCGUAGAUUCAUAGUUUAUCCAUUUUGGCUGAAAGUUAAAAAAAGGAACUCGAAUCUAGUCGAAGGCAGUCUGUUCAACGAAUACAAUCCACAUCUAGUUUCUUCUGGAAAACAAGGAAAACUGACAUGCCACAUACAGGUCAAGCAGGCGUGAAUCAACUAGGCGGAGUGUUCGUAAAUGGGCGCCCCUUGCCGGACUGUGUACGCCGUCGGAUCGUUGAGCUUGCACUGAUGGGGGUCCGUCCCUGCGAUAUUUCUCGCCAACUCCUCGUUUCUCAUGGCUGCGUCUCGAAAAUCCUCACACGCUUUUACGAAACUGGCUCUAUUCGGCCUGGAUCUAUCGGUGGCAGUAAGACUAAGCAGGUGACAACUCAAACAGUGGUGCGAAAAAUAGUAAGGUGCAAGCAGGACAACCCGAGCUUGUUCGCCUGGGAAAUUCGGGAUCGGCUGCUGACUCAAAGGGUUUGCGAUCCCUGCGGAGUACCCAGUGUCAGUUCGGUCAAUCGCAUUCUCCGCACGACCAACACAUGCUCACCGCUUAUAGUUGAUGCCCCAAACCACGACGACGAAUCCAUCUACAAACAACGUCUCAACGGAUGCAAUCGGAAGCAGCUGAGCCUAUUGCAACAACAUCAAAGCGCAAAAUCCUACGACGAUCCGACCGUCAAAGAUUCGCUGGCGGCCAAUUUCGACCUGAAGUUCAACUGGCGCUCCAAGUCUGUAGAAGGAGGUGGUGUCUGCUCGCGGGAGAUGGACGCGAAACCCAAAAGGCAUUCGUUCACGAUCGAGGAACUUCUGAAAAACGACGGAGCCGAAUCGGAAAGGUUGAGCGCGGAUGGAAACAGAGACAGGGAUGUGGCGAGACCCCGUAGUCUCUCGUACCCUGCGGCGUCGGCCGCUAUCCAAUCCUUCCUCCUUUCUUGUCCACCGUGCGGUCUGCUCCUGGACAAGCAGUGCACAUGCCUCCUCACUAGCGGCCCCGAGGAAGGAGCUGAAAAGACGUAAAAUCCUCACGAAGUAACUGAAAUUGUACCUCUAGUCAUCAAGUAGUUAAGUUCCUUCUUGUCUAGCGUAGGGACGAGGUCUAGCUAUCUCUUUUAAGGGGAUUUGGCCAGGAUUCCGGGUCAUUGGCGUGUGACCUAUCGGAUCAAGUAUUCAAAAAUUUU